Caenorhabditis angaria is the source of this 1147-nucleotide messenger RNA. The record is from the annotation of a GenBank genome assembly. NCBI's taxonomy places the organism in Eukaryota, Metazoa, Nematoda, Chromadorea, Rhabditida, Rhabditidae.
AUGUGGGUUUCUCGAGCGGUUCGAAUUCCUCGAAAACCAUUUGUCGAUCUUGAUUAUGCUCGACAUAUGCCAAAUUCUUAUGUCGAACGGGAAAAACGAACAGUUCCUAGAAAAGUGUAUACGGAUAGAUUUGGAGCACCGGAUAUCAAACAAUAUUAUAUUCAUCCAGAAGAUUAUGUACAUUCUGAAAAACGACCAUGGGAAGAUCAACAAUUGACUAAAUAUAUCAAGAGACAGGAUUCGUAUUUUGGAUCACAGUAAGUAUUCUCAAACAAUUUUCGAAAUAAAUUCUAAGAUAAAAGGAAGAGUUUCACGUUAAAAAAAAACAAAAUCAAUGAUUUCAUAAAAUUAUUUAUAAAAUAAGUUUGAAAUUUUUCAUGAAAAUUAACGUCGCUAAAUAAAAAUACUUUAUUUUCAAUUUAGAAUUUCCAACAAGUAUUUCGAACUUCGUCGACCAACUUCGAAACGAAUGAAAGAUGUUGAAUGGACAUUUUUCCCUGGAGAUCUUGUUCAAGUUAUGGUUGGAAAAGACAAAGGAAGACAAGGAUUGAUUAUGUCGGUUUCCAGAGAAACAAGCGAGGUAUUUUCAGAUAAAAAGACUUUAAAUAAAUUUCAGAAAUUUUCAGGUUAUUGUUGAUGGUCUCCAUACUCGCCUUGGUGAAGAUAUGGAAAAUAGUGAAAGACUUGGAGUUGAUAAAACCCUUCGAUGGAAAGAACAACCAUUAUCAGUUUUGAAGAAUCAUGUUAUGCUUGUUGAUCCGAAUGAUGAUUCACCUUGCACUGCAAAGUAGGUUUUUAGUUUGAAAAAAAUAGCAUAGACAAUUUAUUAUUUUCAGAUGGCAAUUGAACGCCGCUGCUGAUGAAUAUAUUCGAGUUUCAACUAAAUCAGGUUAUGAAAUUCCAAUUCCAUCGCAAGCCAAAGUUACUUAUGAAUAUUUACAACCAGAAAACUAUAUUGGUAAAUAAUUCAUUAUUUUCAUUUUGAAUAUUUAUUGUUAAAUUUUCAGAAGUUGAAGGAAAAGAUACUCCAGCUGAUGCAGUUUUGGAAAGAACUUAUCAUCCAAAAGUUGCGAGUUUUGAACAAGAAAUAAUGAAUGAUAUGGGAAUUAAAGACGAAAAACAACCAGCUCCGACUUAUUGGUAUUAA